Molecule: messenger RNA, 1969 nt
Organism: Salvelinus sp. IW2-2015
Lineage: Eukaryota; Metazoa; Chordata; Actinopteri; Salmoniformes; Salmonidae
Source: RefSeq, a predicted model, not a curated record
UACAAUAGGUUGCCUAUUCUUUGUGUAUAUGACAAUAUGAUGGUUUAUAAAAUAUUUAUUCCAGAGACWACUCAAUGUGUGUUUGCAGAAAUACAGCUGGUAAAAAUAUGAACCUCAUGUUAAUGCUAGUAAAUUGGUUAUACUAACAAUGUCCAUGUUAGGAAAUUAGUGGAAAGCUUUGGAUAAACAGUAAACAAUAUAGUUCUAUUGUGUUAUUGUACCUCAGACAAACUUGUGACAUUUGAAAGUUUUAGCAUAAACAUCCUUAAGAGUCUAUUGACACACCUGUGCCUCAAUCUAAGUACCAUAAUAAAGACAAUUCCCACCAAAAUCCAUCAGUUUAAGCUAGAGAUCUGUUUUUUCAUUGGCAAUCCACCGCAUCCGCCUAUGUCGCCUUCCGCAACUGAAGAUCGCUGAGCUACAGCUGCGUUUGUCAAACCAUGAGGUUUGGCCAUCUAAUAUGACCACUCUAUGGAAAGAUGAAGAUCCCAUGAACACGAUGGUGAUCUCCGUUUUGUUCAAUGAGCCCCACAAAUGUCACAGGGCUCGUCUGAAGGAAAACUGUCUCUUUUUGGUGGGCCACCCCAUCCCCCUGCAUCACCAUGUCCAAGUACCUGAGGCAUUUCACCACGGUGGGUGACGACCACACAGCCCAGUGGCAGGAUGAGAAGCUACAUGAAGCUAGUGAGGAGCUGGGACCAGCCACAGGACAGAUGCCCCAGGGGGAACUCUCCUUCAGAGACUCCCUGAAGAUGCUCUACAGCUCCGACAAAUUCCAGAUAGUUGUGGUGUGCCUGGUCGUCCUGGAUGCCAUCUUUGUGCUGGUCGAGCUACUGUUUGACCUAACAAUCAUCAAUUUGGAGCAUGGACACAUUGCCCCUCAGGUGUUCCACUACCUGAGUCUGGCUCUUCUCACCUUCUUCAUGGUGGAGCUGGCUGGGAAGCUCUUUGCUUACCAGCUGGAKUUCUUCCAUCACAAGUUUGAGGUAUUUGACGGGCUGGUAGUGAUUGUGUCCUUCAUCCUGGACAUUGUGUAUAUCGCCAGUGAAGAUGCCUUCAUGGGCCUCCUGAUCCUCCUCAGGCUCUGGAGGGUGGCCAGGAUAGUCAACGGUAUCCUGGUGUCUGUGAAGGCAAGGGCCGAUCACAAAGUUCACAAACUGAAGGAGAGCAAUGAUCAACUGGUCCAGCGAGUUAGCGAGCUACAAGAGCGCAGCGGCAAGACGGAACAAGAGAACAGUAAACUGCGGGCUCUCCUGCGACAGCAUGACAUUGAGUACUGAUGCAGGAAGAGGAACAAGAUGCCAUUUUCAUUAUCCACUUCUAAAGUUUUAUUGGAAUUGAUCAAUAAACAAGGGCAUAUUCUGAAAAGUAUUGACCAUCCAUACACCAUUUGUGUCAGUAAUUCCACCAUGACAGGAGCUUACACUGCCCAGAUAGAUACUAGCCUGGUCCCAAAUCUGUUUGUACUCUUGCCAACUCAAUUGCUAUCAUUGUCAAACCAAACAUUUGGCAUGACAAUGAAUGACAAGGAGUUGGUAAUAUAGCACAAAGACUGGCACUUAGGCUAGAUAGAUUCCACAUGAUUAGGUCAACCUUCCAACCAUUAUCUGCAUAUUUAAGCAGAUCAUAAAAGCUGAUCAGACUUCAUAUGCCAGUAUCUCACAAUGCAAUGAGCAUACGUCUUAUUUGAUAUAUAUAUAUAUAUAUAUAUAUGUGCUAUGCCUUUAUUCAGCUAAUCAAUGAAUUGACAGCUAAUAUUUUGUACAUAAGAUCCUGUAAUGAAUUUGUUGCAUCUUGCUGUUUUUCUGAAUACCCAUUGCUUGCUAUGCAAAGACAAUACAAGUAUGAAUCACUAUGAAAGUAUUAUUAAAUGUUGCUUUAUUGAUUUUUUUUAAUACUCUCUCAUUUGAUCUAAACUACAGUAUGUACAAAUAAAUAAAAGGUUGUUGCUAACAGCAGCUGAGUAGCA